AGCCAGAAAAUGAGAGAGUUAGCACGGUUGCUUAUAAGGGCAAGAAAGCAUGACUCUGAUAUUUCAAGUUUUUAUGAUUUGAUUAAUACUGACAAGUUUCCAGUUGUUGUUGCAGCAACCAAAUCAUUGUGCUCAUUUGAUGAAAAGUCAAACAAAUAUGGAAAUCCAUCAUUGGCUUUAAAACUUGGCCAUACAGUCAAAAAAUGUGCUAGGAUAUGUAAAAGGGAAUCCCCUAAUUUCUGGCAAUACUGAUUCAAUAAAAAGAGCCAAGGAUUUUCUUUUUAUGUGUGAAGGUGAAUGGACAGGGGAAAUUUCAAGUAUGGCACUUCAAACCUUGUCUUCAAAAAAAGUUAAUAAAAGACAGAAUCUGAUGGUAACUCUAUCUCAGGACAUGGUGAAGUUACAACUUUUCUUUCAAAAGAAAACCGAAGCACUGAGAAAGAGCUUAGAAGAGUCACCGUCAUUCUCAAAAUCUGACUGGGAACUACUUAAUCAAAUAAGUCUGGCUCAACUAGUUCUUUUUAAUAGGAGUCAUGCUGGAGAAACUCAGAGAUUAACUGCUGAUGUUUAUAUGACUGGAAAGAAAUCAGAAACUCCACCUGAAGAAGUUGGAAGUUUAAUGAGUAGUACUGAAAAAGCGCUGUUGGCCACAGUUCCUAGAGUAGAUAUCCCUGGGGUCAAAGGGCAGACUGUGCUUAUUUUCAUUCCUCAUUCUAUUGGGAAAAACAUAGAUCUUCUUUUGAAGUGGCGAAGUCAAGCUGGUGUGCACAAAGACAACAAAUAUCUGUUUGCCAGACCAAACUUUAGUUGCACUACUCCACUUAAUACUUCAUUUGUCCUUAAAAAGUUUGCAACAGAGGCUAAUGUAUCAUCACCUCUGAAUAUCACAAGUAUCAAACUUAGAAAACAAGUGACGAUUGUUUCUCAGAUUUUAAAUAUGGAGGAAAAUGAUCUUAAAACCUUAGAAACUGUUAUGGGACAUGACAUCAAAGUGCAUGGGUCAUUUAGUCGCCUGCCACAAGAACCUGAUUUGGUUGCUAGGAUGGGUCUGCUCUUAAUUGCAUUCAAUAAUGGAACAAUUAACCAAUUUACUGGAAAGUCUGUUGAUGACAUUUCAUUAGAUGAGAUUGGUAACUUGAGCAGUGAUAGUGAAGUUGAUGAAGAUAAAGAUGAAAAUGAAGUUGAUGAAGAUAAAGAUGAAAAUGAUGUCAAUGAAGAUAAAGAUGAAAAUGAUGUCAAUGAAGAUAAAGAUGAAAAUGAUGUCAAUGAAGAUAAAGAUGAAAAUGAUGUCAAUGAAGAUAAAGAUGAAAAUGAUGUCAAUGAAGAUCAAGAUGAAAAUGAUGUCAAUGAAGAUAAAGAUGAAAAUGAUGACAAUGAAGAUAAAGAUGAAAAUGAUGUUAAUGAAGAUAAAGAUGAAAAUGAUGUUAAUGAAAAUAAAGAUGAAAAUGAUGUUGAUAAUAAUGAUAACAGUGGAGGUGAUGGUCAUUUGCAUUUAGCUGAAAGCAGUAAAGCAGAAACCUCGUCAGCGCCUGCCAGAUCAAAACGCUUAUCAUCUAAAACUCGAAAAAUUAAGAAGUUGACGAAUGAACAAAGUAGGCUUUUGAGAAGACUUUUUGAAAGCAAUGUCCGUGAGGAAAGGGAACUGAAAAUGGCUGAUUGUGAAAAAGCUAUGAAGAAAUACUCUAUACUAAAAGGUCUAGGCUGGAAAAAAAUAAAGAACACAGUGCACAAUUGGAUAACUGGGGAAAAAAGGAAAAAACAUAAAUAGAAUGGCUUAAUACAAUUGUGUAAUGCAUAAAGAUGAGUUAUCUAGUUAUUGGCUUACGAAAAGAUAACAACUUCUGUCAGAAGCGGGUACUAUCAGUUAAAGAAUGUUGUGUGAAUUGUCUGUUUGUUUCACUUGAAUUAUUUAUGAACUGGUUGAAACUUCACACACUUUAUAGAGUUUGAUAUUGGGUCACUGUCCAGGGUCUAUAUAACAUGGAUUUUGACAGAAUUAUGGCCCAUUUUGAACUUUAAAUUUCUACAUUAUUUAGACUGUUGUGUAACUUACAAGCAAUGAGUUUAGUGGUGUGCUCAGUUCUUGUUUUUUUUAAAUGAAGGUAUAUUGUAUAUUGGUUUGUUUUAGGAAUAAGCAAAAGUAGAAUGUGACCCCUCUUGCAGUAGCUCUUUAAUUUUACUGGUGCUAUGCCCUUAUAAAAUUGUACUGUUGACAAAUGACAUGCUUUCUAAACUUGUACAUGUACUAUUCAUUCAUUUCUGAUUUUUCUUCUAUUUUAUUCUUUGUUUAGAUGAACAUCUAAGCCAUGAUAUUUUUGUUAUUGAAGUUGUUGUAUAAAAUAAUAGACUUACUCCAGAAUUAAGAAUAUUUGGGUUUUUCCCUGCUAAUCCGUAGGUACAAACUUUUUACAGUUACAGCUUCGAAAAUAAGCGAAACAGGUUAACUUAUCUAUUGUGACGGGUAGUGCACCGUGAAGAUAUAACGGACAAAAGUUAGUUUGUACCUACAGAUAUCUUGGAAAAACCUACAUAUGCCGAGUUCCGGAUAACGAGUUCCGGAUAACGUCUAUUUGGGACUAAUUUGAUUUGCAUGCUAGUUUAAAGAAGGAAAUUUGAUUUUAUAUGAAAAGAGUAAUUAACUCAAGAUCUGAUUUUUAUUUAUUCUAAGAUUUUUGUCAUGUUUCUCAAUUUUAACCUUGACUGUUUCAAAGAAGUAACGCCAUUAUGAUUGCUGCAGUGUCAUCUUGUAAAAACUUGUAUGUAGCCUGUAACCUGUUAUAGAAGGGCUGUCAUUGACAGAAUAUUUUGUAUCAUAUAUUGAGAGAAAAAUAUCGACGUGUAUCGAUAUAUCAACUUUGACUGAAGAUACAAUGAAAAACAUUUAAAUAUGUGUUAUAAAUUGGGAUUAUGGUGUUAUGCAUGCUUGUAUUAGACAUUACAAAUACUACAAACUAAUAGAAAGUCUGUUUUUUUCUGUUAUCUUUGUCACUGACAUUUGAAAACAGAGUUUAAAGUUCAAGUUAGCAUAGAAAAUUGGAGAAAAAAACACUUCUCUAAUUAGGCAAAAUAGAGAGGUAUAUAUUCACAAACAGAAAUAAAUAAAUUUUAGCUUGUAUCUAUAUUUGAAAGAUUGUAUCGAUAUUGUAUCGACUGAUGAAUAUUGAUGAUAUAUCUAUAUUGUGAUAAUCAAUGACAUAGUUAUCAACAUGAAAGUUGACAUACUUGAUUAUAGCAUGACAAGGUGCAGUUGUUAAAUAAGGGGCUUCAUUUUAAAAGAUUUAGUUUCAGAGUUACACCCAAUUUUAACUUAGUAUUUUGUCAAAAUUGCAUAUUAACUAAUAUGAUUGAUAUCAACAUGAAACUUGUUAGACAAGGGGCAAUACUCUGAAUGCAAUAUUUCUUAGAAAUUAUGUCCCUUUUUAACUCACCAUAUUUGUAAAAACUGCUUAUUGAUAGUUGUUUCCUUUAAUAUGCUCAGUUAACAGUACAUGUGGUGCUCUUACUUAGAAUUUUAUGAUUUUUAUUUCCAUUAAUUACAGUACUUAAAAAGAUUGUGUGUAAGAAUUUUGCAAAAUUAUUUGUACCUCUUUAUACUAAAAGUACUCUUUAUAUGCUGUUUAAAGUUGGAAUAAAUAUUAAGAAGCCA
Messenger RNA from Ruditapes philippinarum (Manila clam), 3646 nucleotides. RefSeq lists its product as uncharacterized. The transcript is spliced from 4 exons. The record is from RefSeq and is a predicted model, not a curated record. NCBI's taxonomy places the organism in Eukaryota, Metazoa, Mollusca, Bivalvia, Venerida, Veneridae. The coding region runs from base 284 to 1768 and encodes 494 amino acids.